CGACGCUGGGAAGGCCAUUUCCGGCGUCUCCUUUCCCCCACCAGCCUGCGGCUGCGGCGGCGAUGAGGCAGAAGCACUACCUGGAGGCCGCGGCGCGGAAGCUGCUCUAUUCCUGCCCGGGCCAGGCUCGCUAUCUGCUCUGGGCCUACGGUUCGUCCCACGAUGAUAAGAGCAAUUUUGAAGAAACAUGUCCAUACUGUUUCCAGCUGUUGGUUCUGGAUAAUUCUCGAGUGCGCCUCAAACCCAAGGCCAAAUUGACACCUAAAAUACAGAAACUUCUUAAUCGAGAAGCAAGAAAUUUUACACUCAGUUUUAAAGAAGCAAAAAUUUUGAAAAAAUACAGAGACUCCAAGAGUGUAUUGUUGGUUACUUGUAAAACAUGCAACAGAGCAGUUCAGCAUCCCGGUAAAAGUAGAAGCUUCCUGUCAGCACUGAAGAGCAGCCCCAGCACUCCACUGAGUAAGCUCAGCCGGGAGAUAACAGAGAGAAGGACUCCAAAUGCAGUAAACCUUACUCUGUCUGCGUCCAGAGGCAAGAGCCCGGCACUGACUUUCAGAACACCCACAUCUGGACAGUCAACACCUAUUUGCUCCCCAAAGAGUGUGAGCAGAACAAAAAAACACUUCUCUCAACUGAAGAUGUUGCUUAGCAAGAGUGAAUCCCAAGAGAACCCAAAGAUGGACUUCAGAAAUUUCUUGUCUUCUCUUUGAAGGCUGUUGUAAAAAUAUGUCUACACUAAAGUUAAUUUUGAAAAAAACUUUUUUUUACUGUUACUUAUUCUUUGAAUACAUGCUAAAGAAGAACCAACUAUUCUUGGUAUCCUAAGUUUGCAGAGAAAAUACCUCAUUAGAAUGAAUAACUAAAACUUGCUUAGUCACAGGAUGGCUUUAAAGGUCAAAGCACAUUGUACACAAAAGGUGGUCAACACUGUGCAUUGACAGACACCUAGUGGUGGUGUCAUGUCAUUUUCUUUCAAAGGGAAAUUGAGACCUUCGUGAGAGAAUCUCUUCACUCAUGAAGGUUUUUUCCUCAUCGCCAACUCAGAAGAAGGAUCAAGUAUGUACUGUUAUUUUCUGUCACUUGCAUAUAACUAUAUUAGUAAAAUUUGAACAUUACUCUUAUUUUGAAUGCAAAAGAGGACAUUCUUGAUUACAGGUGGCUUGAUAAGAACUGAAAUUUCCAUUUGCACAACUAUUAUUCAUACA
This is a messenger RNA of Lepus europaeus (European hare), 1205 nucleotides long. RefSeq names its product chromosome 9 C18orf21 homolog (gene RMP24). The transcript is spliced from 5 exons. The record is from RefSeq and is a predicted model, not a curated record. Bases 63 to 710 code for a protein of 215 amino acids. Lineage: Eukaryota; Metazoa; Chordata; Mammalia; Lagomorpha; Leporidae.